Messenger RNA from Cryptomeria japonica (Japanese cedar), 1078 nucleotides. RefSeq names its product transcription factor MYB14. Lineage: Eukaryota; Viridiplantae; Streptophyta; Pinopsida; Cupressales; Cupressaceae. The record is from RefSeq and is a predicted model, not a curated record. The transcript has 3 exons. The coding region runs from base 20 to 958 and encodes 312 amino acids.
UAGAUUUUGUAAGCAUUCAAUGACAGAGAAGAUGGGAAAAGCACAAUGUUGUUCCUAUGUGGGGAUGAAGAGAGGGCCUUGGACACCUGAGGAAGAUUACCUUUUGAUAAAGUAUAUCCAAGCCCAUGGAGAAGGCAAUUGGCGCACUCUUCCUGUUAAAGCAGGUUUGUCGCGCUGUGGGAAAGGAUGCAGAUUACGUUGGAUGAAUUAUCUUCGUCCUAAUGUCAAACGCGGCCAUAUUUCAUCAGAUGAAGAGGAGAUGAUUAUAAGACUCCACAAAUUGCUCGGCAAUAGGUGGUCGCUGAUCGCGGGACGAAUUCCUGGAAGAACUGAUAAUGAGGUCAAGAAUUACUGGAACACCCAUUUGAGCAAAAGGUUCAAUGUCACCAAAGUCGUCAAUCGUAAAGCGCAGAGAAAGCCAAUCUGCGCUGAUAAAAAUGGCGAAGGAAACGGCAACAUUCAGUGGAUUCACGAGAGGCCAGUAUUGCAGGAGGAAGAGGGUUCUAAUCCUAAACUAUACGUGGUCCAAGACACAGUAGAAUCCAUUCCAAGUUUAAAUGGUUGUGACGAACAGGCUGCCAUUAUCGAUUACAACAAUGCUAUUGACAAUGUGUUUAACGAUCCUUGGGUUUACGGAAAUCACAUAUUUUCUUCACAGAAUGCCUGCCCACCAGCCUAUGAUACUUCAAGUUCAGUAUGUUACAAUGGCAGUUCAUCAUCAGGAAACAUAAACUACUGUUUCAAUCCCACGGGAGAGGAAAGCAUUACACAAUUCGACAAUUCAGUUUCAGCAGUUCAGCCUCAUGUUCAAAUGCCCAACCAUGAAUAUGGAUUUCAGGUCGAAGCACAGAGUGCCCAAAAUGUGUUGUUGAAUUCCACAGUACAACCCACAGAUGAAUAUUGUGUCCCACUUCUCUCUUUCUCUGACUGGUUAAACUACAUCCAAUUGUCGAACUAAGAAUAAGUUCUCUUUCAAUGUUUUAAGGCUUAUCCUAUUGCUGCAGCAUUGUAAUCCAUAUGCAUAACACUUCGAUUGUACCAAGGCAGGACUAGAAAAUGUAAUUUACUGUUUCAUGCA